ACAAAGUACGCUUACUAAGCAAAUAUUCGAUUCAUACGCAACUUUUAAUGAUGCGUCGAGCAUAUAACCUACAGCUUGACCUUUUGUAGAUUCGUAUCAUUCCAUGGUUUGUUAUGAACCUUUAAUCAGCACCAUGCUUUCAAAUUAACUGUUAACAACAGCAGGAGGAUUAACAGCUUUAGAUUACUUUUAAAAACCGUAUUUUUGCCGUAUACUAGUCAAGUUUUAUUAAAAGACACACACAAAAAUUCAGAUUUAUUACAAUUUUAAAUUAAUUCCUAAACGUACGUGACUUUCACCAAUUUGAACAUGGCUGAACCAAAUCCCUACGAUUACCUACUCAAAAAGGUCAUUAUUAGCGGAAAGGAGUAUAAUUACUACGACAUAGCCUCCUUGGGUGAGAAAUACAAACGACUACCCUAUUCGAUACGUAUCCUCUUAGAGUCGGCCGUACGUAACUGUGAUAACUUUCAAGUAACGCAAAAGGAUGUUGAGAGUAUCCUCAACUGGGAACACAACCAACGGGACGAAAAUGGUAUCGAGGUCGCGUUUAAACCGGCUCGUGUUAUUUUACAGGAUUUCACGGGCGUACCUGCGGUCGUCGAUUUUGCGGCGAUGCGAGAUGCGGUCAAGAGACUGGGGGGUGAUCCCCAAAAAAUUAAUCCCAUCUGUCCGGCCGAUUUAGUUAUUGAUCAUUCGGUGCAGGUCGAUUUUGUGCGAUCGGCGGAUGCGUUACAGAAAAAUCAGGAUUUGGAGUUUGAACGCAACAAAGAGAGGUUUAUGUUUUUGAAGUGGGGAGCGAAGGCGUUCGACAAUAUGUUAAUCGUCCCGCCCGGCAGCGGAAUAGUCCACCAGGUCAAUUUGGAAUAUCUCGCUCGCGUCGUAUUUUCCGACAAAAACUCGAUGUUGUACCCCGAUACCGUCGUCGGCACAGACUCCCACACGACCAUGAUUAACGGAUUGGGAGUACUCGGAUGGGGGGUCGGUGGAAUUGAAGCUGAAGCCGUUAUGCUCGGGCAGGCCAUCAGUAUGCUCUUGCCUCAGGUCGUCGGUUACUACUUGCACGGGUCGUUAGGCCCGUACGUCACAUCAACGGAUCUAGUCUUAACAAUCACAAAGAAUUUGCGUCAAUUGGGAGUCGUGGGGAAGUUUGUCGAAUUUUACGGGCCAGGUGUCGCAGCUCUGUCCAUAGCGGAUCGUGCGACAAUUGCCAACAUGUGUCCGGAGUAUGGUGCUACAGUCGGCUUUUUCCCAGUUGACACGUAUUCGUUAGAUUAUUUAAUACAAACAAAUCGUUCCAAUCAACAGAUCGAAAUGAUCAAAACAUAUCUAAGUGCUACCGGUCAAUUGCGCGACUACGAAUCUGGAGAGGAACCUGUAUUCAGCGAAAGCGUGUCCUUGGAUUUGGCAACGGUGGUGUCAUCUGUGAGUGGACCGAAACGACCAAACGAUCGGGUUUCGGUAACCGACAUGAAAGUCGAUUUCGCAAACUGUUUAAGAAAUAAGUUCCUGAUCCACACAGCAUCCUGUUCCUUUUGACCUAGAUGCCUGAAAACCAAUCCUA
This is a messenger RNA of Photinus pyralis (common eastern firefly), 1564 nucleotides long. Its product is annotated as cytoplasmic aconitate hydratase-like. NCBI's taxonomy places the organism in Eukaryota, Metazoa, Arthropoda, Insecta, Coleoptera, Lampyridae. The coding region runs from base 310 to 1539 and encodes 409 amino acids. The record is from RefSeq and is a predicted model, not a curated record. Gene Ontology annotation, molecular function: aconitate hydratase activity; 4 iron, 4 sulfur cluster binding. Gene Ontology annotation, cellular component: cytosol; mitochondrion. The transcript is spliced from 9 exons. Gene Ontology annotation, biological process: citrate metabolic process; tricarboxylic acid cycle.